Trachemys scripta elegans is the source of this 1795-nucleotide messenger RNA. It is a transcript of the gene GSS, whose product is annotated as glutathione synthetase. The record is from RefSeq and is a predicted model, not a curated record. Gene Ontology annotation, molecular function: glutathione synthase activity; glutathione binding; ATP binding. Gene Ontology annotation, biological process: glutathione biosynthetic process. Gene Ontology annotation, cellular component: cytosol. Lineage: Eukaryota; Metazoa; Chordata; Testudines; Emydidae. The coding region runs from base 112 to 1545 and encodes 477 amino acids. The transcript is spliced from 13 exons.
GGCGCGCGCUCUGGGCGCUGAGAGAGGCGUGUCCAAUCAAAGGUUGAGCAGAGGAAGAGCGCGUUUCCCUUCGCACGCGCAGCCGGCAGGUGCCGCGAGUCAGCAUUUGAAAUGACUGCCCACCUGGCCGUAUGGGAAGAUGUUUUGCACAAUGAGCAGCUCAUUCCGGAGGUAGCUGCAAUCGCUGUGGAUGCAGCAUUGCUUGAAGGAGUUCUGAUGAGGACCAAAGAGGAAUCCAAUUCAUCCGAUGUGGUGAAUUAUGCUCCCUUUACAUUGCUUCCAUCUGUAGUACCAAGCACCAUCUUUGAACAAGCCUAUGCUGUUCAACAAGAUUUUAACCUACUUGUGGAUACUAUUAGCCAGAACGCGGAAUUCCUGGAACGCACUCUUGCUAGCACCAUCAAAGUGGAUGACUUCACAGCUCAUCUCUUUAAAAUCUACAAGCAAGUUCUGAAAGAAGGGUUGGCUCAGUCAGUAUUCUUAGGAAUAAAUCGCUCCGAUUAUAUGAUUGACCAUGGCACAGGUGGCACUCCGGCACUGAAGCAAAUCGAAAUAAACACCAUUGCUGCCAGCUUCGGAGGCCUUACUUCGAGAACCACCGCUGUGCAUCGGCACAUACUGAAUGUUUUGGGGAAGUCCAAGGAAGCUUUGAAGUUACUGGACAAUAAUCCAUGCAAAGGGAUUGCCUUGGGCAUUGCGAAAGCUUGGGAACUCUAUGGCUCAGCCAGGGCUGUGGUGGUGGUCCUGGUUGCAGACCCCCAAAGGAAUAUUUUUGACCAACGCUGCAUAGAAAAUGAGCUGUGGACCAGGAAUAUCCGGGUGAUCCGGAGACGGUUUGAAGAUGUGUUUGAAAAGGCAUCUUUAGAUAAUGACAGGAGACUGUACAUGGAAGGCCAAGAGGUUGCGGUGGUGUAUUACAGAGAAGGUUACAUGCCAGAGAACUAUAACAAACAGAACUGGGAGGCACGGUUGUUGAUUGAAAGGUCCAAAGCAGUUAAGUGUCCUGACAUUGCUACCCAACUUGCUGGGACCAAAAAAGUUCAGCAGGAGUUGAGCCAGCCAGGAGUCGUGGAGAGAUUACUGCCCAGCCAGGCUGAGGCGGUUGCUCGGAUAAGAGCAACGUUUACUGGCCUCUAUUCCCUGGAUAUGGGUGAAGAAGGAGCUAAGAUGGUUGCAAUGGCCAUUGCUGAUCCAGAACGAUAUGUGCUAAAGCCGCAGCGGGAAGGCGGAGGGAACAAUCUCUAUGGGGAAGAGCUCAAGCAACUUCUGGAGAAGAUUAAAGACAGCCCUGAGAGGGCCUCCUAUAUCCUAAUGGAUAGGAUCAGACCUCAGACAUCGAUGAAUUACUUGCUCAGGGCUCACAGUCCCCUGAAAAUAUCAGAAUGUGUCUCUGAGUUGGGGGUCUUUGGUGUCUACGUCAGGCAGGGGAAGGACAUUGUGGUGAAUAAGCACGUUGGUCACCUCUUGCGAACCAAGGCAGUUGAGCAUGCAGAUGGCGGGGUGGCAGCUGGGGUGGCUGUGCUGGAUACUCCCUAUGUGAUAUGAAGAGGAUACCUCCCACAUCUGUUGCCCUAACUGCUGCCAGAAGAGCUGUGAUUUCCUUUAGGGUUUGAUUACUUCAGUGUCUUGAUUAGAGACAUUUAUCAGGACCACAGGGACAUUCCCUCUCCAUGCCCAGUGAUCACGAGGAGGGCAUGUGCAAUCACACUUGUACCACAUACUUUUAUGCUACUCCCUCCCUCCCCCUUCUUAUCUUUCCUUUUUUAAUUCUUCCCUCAAAAUCUUUGGGUUCUCA